This is a messenger RNA of Vespa velutina, 2347 nucleotides long. RefSeq names its product sodium-independent sulfate anion transporter-like. Gene Ontology annotation, biological process: transmembrane transport. NCBI's taxonomy places the organism in Eukaryota, Metazoa, Arthropoda, Insecta, Hymenoptera, Vespidae. The transcript has 11 exons. Gene Ontology annotation, molecular function: sulfate transmembrane transporter activity. The record is from RefSeq and is a predicted model, not a curated record. Bases 354 to 2171 code for a protein of 605 amino acids. Gene Ontology annotation, cellular component: membrane.
GUCAAUCGAGAAAAGCUAUAGAUUCGAUCGGUCUGCCGAACAGGUAGAUCGUACGAAGCACAGAUCUUCGGAAAAGAUUUCGAGUUUCGCGACAUCCUAGAAUAUCCGUUUUUCUUCAAUUUUGUUCUUCUUUUAAGGUUGCCUUAUUUUUGUUUUGUGACUUUUAAGAAAUAAGCAAAACGGAUCUAGGAGAGAAAUUGUCGGUAUAGUUAUAGUUUUGUAAAACUAGACGAAUUUUAUGGAGUAUUCACAACUAUGUAAGAAAUCGAUGGAAAAGGAACAGUGAUUAAUCCGCUAAACCGUCUACAUUUUAUCAUUCCGGACAACGUAACGAAUGUAAUCGACUAACAAACAUGACUGGGAUCAGCUUUGAAAAAGUAAUUAAGGGAAGAAUUCCUCUCUUAAAAUGGUUACCUCUCUACAGAGGCAAAGAUGCGCUCGGUGACCUCGUUGCUGGUCUCACAGUCGGACUGACCUUGAUACCUCAGGCGAUAGCCUAUGCAGGAUUGGCCGGUCUAAGUCCACAGUAUGGCCUAUACAGUGCGUUAAUAGGAAGCUUCGUUUAUAUCAUUUUUGGUACUUGUAAAGAAGUGAACAUCGGUCCCACCGCUCUAAUAUCCUUGCUGACGUUCACUUAUGCAAGGGGAAUUCCACAGUAUGCAAUCCUUCUCUGUUUUCUAUCAGGUUGCAUAACCAUUAUCUUUGGUAUUCUGCGGUUAGGAUUCUUAGUAGAAUUCGUAUCUAUGCCCGUUGUUGCUGGGUUUACGUCUGCAACGAGUCUGAUAAUCGCUUGCAGUCAAAUUAAAGGUCUGCUGGGCUUGAAAAUACACGCCGAAAGUUUCUUAGAUAUAUGGAAGGAAUUGUAUAAUAAUAUUGACCAAACGAGACUGCCAGAUCUUAUUCUCUCCUGCUGUUGCAUUUUCGUUCUGCUGCUUUUAAAGAUUCUGAAAGAUAUCAAGUUUCGAAAUCAAUUCCUGAAAACGUUCUUUUGGUUCCUAGGAACAGGCAGAAAUGCCCUUGUUGUUCUCCUUUGUGCCGUGGCAUCAUAUAUCUUUGAAAUUCGGGAUGGAGCUCCUUUCCUUCUUACAGGACACAUCGAUGCCGGCUUACCGCGAGUGGAACCUCCAUCCUUCACGAUAAACGUUGGAAAUGAAACUCAGACUUUCAUUGAUAUUUGUAAACAUUUUAGUUCUGGUAUUAUUGUUGUGCCAUUGAUCUCUAUUAUUGGGAACGUUGCCAUUGCCAAGGCUUUCUCACGUGGACAAACUCUGGAUGCCACGCAAGAGAUGUUAACUUUAGGAUUGUGUAAUGUAAUCGGUUCAUUUUUCCAAUCCAUGCCAAUUACUGGUUCUUUCUCAAGAAGUGCCGUAAACAAUGCCUCAGGUGCAAGAACUCCAUUAGGUGGACUUUAUACAGGUAUUCUGGUCAUACUUGCCCUAAGUUUAUUGACACCGUAUUUUUAUUACAUACCCAAAGCUACUUUAAGUUCGGUUAUAAUAAGUGCGGUCAUAUUUAUGAUAGAAAUAAAUAUAAUACGGCCGAUUUGGAGAAGCAGUAAAAGAGAUCUUAUUCCGGCAUUCAUCACAUUUCUCGCAUGCUUAUUCGCCGGUGUUGAACUGGGAAUUUUAAUAGGCAUUGCGAUCGAUCUACUUAUAUUAAUUUAUUUCAAUGCACGGCCAACCAUGUACAUUGAAUAUAGAAAUAAUCCCAUAGCGAAUUACGUUCUCGUUCGUCCUAGCGCUGGACUUUUAUUUCCCGCUGUUGAUUAUCUAAGGAUCUACUUGACUGAAACGUUGGAUGAUGAUAAAUAUAAGAAAUCAUUAAAAUAUUCAAGAAAUAUAAAAUAUGUCGUGCUGGAUUGCGGAUAUAUCGACAAAAUUGAUUUUACUGCAGCACAGGGUAUUAGUACUCUGGUCAAAGAUUUCAAAGAUAACGGUCGCUUUUUGAUAUUGUUACGACCAGCUGCAGAAAUUUUUCAAAGUAUAAAAUCUCUUACCAAUGAAUCGAUCGUUACUGCUAAAACAGAUGUAGAGUUAUUAACCAUUUUAAAAGAGUUCAAUGGAAUUAAGCGCAUAGGUUCAGAAAGCUAUGCCAUACCUGAUGAUUUUAAAAGAAAGACUGUCGUCAAUGUUGCUCAAUCUGAUGUUCAUGCAUUUUCUGAGAUUUACUAGCAACAUUAAAAGUCUUCGAUAAAUUAGGGGCACGAGUAUCCUUUUUAGUAAUGUAUGUUUUAUCUAGAUUUUUUGAAUUAAUUGAAGAAUGUUUUUUUUGAUUUAAACUAAUAUUAUUACUUUUUUCUUCUUGAUCGUCAUCUAAUAAAAUAUAUGUAAAGUAAGCUAUUUUUAUU